AUGAAAUAUGCUCGAUUAGUUGUGAUCUGGGUUCUUGCCCUCAUUAAAGCCUCAUCUGGCAAUGACUAUUCCACGAACACUUUUGAUCUGGAUCAGGAUGUCCUCACCCAAGUAUUCAAGCGUUCAAUCCGAGAAGUCUCUAAAGCACAAGAUAAUCAUCAUACCUGCAAAACAUGGGGAACAGGGUCUUUCAAGGCAUUUAACAAUGAAGCUUUCUACUUUGCAUCAACCUGUGACUUCUUCAUGAGCAGGCUAUGCAAGGAAGGGCUUGAUAGUUAUGAGGUGAAAAUCCGCCGUGGAUCAUCUGGAGACCUCGAGGAGAUAUUCAUUAAAAUUGAUACCAAUACGAUUGUUGUGACUAAUGGAGUAAUUAAGGUUAAAAACCAAAUAGUAACUUUACCAUUUGACAACAAGAUGAUCAAUAUUCAUAGCAAUGGAGUUAAUAUCAAAUUUUCAAACAAGAAGCAUUCGAUUUCCCUCAUCUGGAAUGGUAACAAUACAUUAUCGCUUAAACUGCACCCUAGGUACAGUGGACAUGUCUGUGGACUUUGUGGAAACUUUGAAAAGAUUGGAAAUGAAGAUCUGAGAUUCAAACAGGGCUUGAAUUAUUUGUUGGAGAACUGA
Messenger RNA from Amblyraja radiata (thorny skate), 624 nucleotides. Its product is annotated as mucin-6-like. Lineage: Eukaryota; Metazoa; Chordata; Chondrichthyes; Rajiformes; Rajidae. The record is from RefSeq and is a predicted model, not a curated record. The transcript is spliced from 7 exons. The coding region runs from base 1 to 624 and encodes 207 amino acids.